Molecule: messenger RNA, 1551 nt
Organism: Cuscuta campestris
Lineage: Eukaryota; Viridiplantae; Streptophyta; Magnoliopsida; Solanales; Convolvulaceae
Source: the annotation of a GenBank genome assembly
AGAAAAGAGGCCCACCACUCAUAUUCCAUCCGUUACAAGACUAUACCCCUAACCCGCCCCGCCCCGCCCCAAAUAAACGUGUCACUCUCUCCCUAUAUAUCCAACCCUUUGCCUCCGUAGAAGCAUCUAGCGAAAGCCUUCUAGGGUUUCUGAUUUCGAAAGAGAGAAAAAAAAAAUGGCGGAUAGUGAUCAGGCUAGGGGGAAGGGGAGUGUCAAGUGGUUCAAUGAGCAGAAGGGUUUCGGGUUCAUCACCCCCGACGACGGCGGCGAUGAUCUGUUCGUCCACCAGUCCGGCAUCAGAUCUGAGGGUUUCCGCGUCCUCGGCGAUGGCGAGGCCGUCGAGUUCGAUGUGGAGCAUGGCGACGACGGCCGCACCAAGGCCGUGAACGUCACCGGUCCCGAUGGCGCUCCCGUCGAAGGUCGCUCCACCGGCGGCGGUGGAGGAGGCGGCGGUGGCCGCGGAGGAGGCGGCUACGGAGGCCGCGGAGGCGGUGGACGCGGAGGUGGUGGCUACGGAGGUAGCAGCGGUGGCUAUGGGAGCGGAGGUGGUGGCUACGGAGGCGGUGGCGGAUAUGGAGGCGGCGGUGGCGGCUAUGGAUCAGGCGGUGGCGGUUACGGAGGUGGUGGCUAUGGAGGUGGUGGCCGCGGUGGAGGCGGUGGCAGCGGUGGAGGCUGCUACCGGUGCGGUGAAGAAGGCCACUUCGCCAGAGAGUGCACUCAGAGCGGCGGCGGUGGAGGAGGCGGCGGCGGCCGCUACGGUGGCGGCGGUGGCGGAUCCGGCUGCUUUGGCUGUGGCGAGGAAGGACACUUUGCUCGCGACUGCCCGAACAGCAGCCGUUGAUCCCUUCAUCCAUCAACUCAGAGAGAGCCUAUCAGAACCUCUGCAUUGCUCUGCCCUGUAGUUUUUAUCUUAUCAUCUCUUUGUUUUUACUAUUAUCAAUCUGAUGUGUCUGUUAUUAUCGAUCUGGGUUGUGUUUAGCCAUCCCUUGAUCAUCCUCUUCAAGAUCUAGCUGACUAGAAGAACCUCCAAUGGUGUUAUCUAUCCUUAAACCUGGUUUUGUUCAUCUUUUAAUGGAAGUGUCUUUUGAAUAUUACUGAUCUUUAUUCUCAUUUCUGGAAUCUUUUGCUUUGAAUCUACAUAUGCAUGUUGAUAUUAAAAGUUUGUAGUAUAAAGCAGUGCAGUGGGUUCUUCUUCUUAUCUGCGUUUGGUUGCUUAGCUUUUUCAUUUUCUUUAGAGACUGAACUUUUUUAAAGUGACUGUUCGAUCAUGUAUAAAUUGGUAUACUAUACAUGCUAUGGUUGUAAGAUUUGCUAAAAGUUGAAUUGAUAAAAUACUACUCCCCCCGUCCCCUAGUUUUUGUCCACUUUUGACUUUUGGAACUGUUCAUCUAAGCACUUUGACUUAUCAAAUUCUCUCAAUGUGUAAGCCUAAAUAUAGUCAUGUGUGAUCUUGUUUGAUUUGUCUUAACAUAUAGAUUAUUAAUAUAUAAUUUCUAUAAUUUUUUAAUAUACAAAUUACAAGAUAAAAUGGAUUAAAGAAGUGCAUUGGAU